Messenger RNA from Drepanopeziza brunnea f. sp. 'multigermtubi' MB_m1, 969 nucleotides. RefSeq lists its product as uncharacterized. Gene Ontology annotation, cellular component: membrane; endoplasmic reticulum. The record is from RefSeq and is a predicted model, not a curated record. NCBI's taxonomy places the organism in Eukaryota, Fungi, Ascomycota, Leotiomycetes, Helotiales, Drepanopezizaceae. Gene Ontology annotation, molecular function: C-8 sterol isomerase activity; steroid Delta-isomerase activity; cholestenol delta-isomerase activity. Gene Ontology annotation, biological process: sterol biosynthetic process.
AUGUCGACAGGCAACCACCCCUACUUCCCUCCAGAGAUCGUCCUCUCGGGUGGCGUCUUUGUUGAAAACGACUGGAAUGUGUUCACACUGAUCGCCAUCUUCGGCGCAGGAUGGCUAGCCAUAAUGGCCGUCACCUUGCUGUUUGUCCAAAGAGUCAACCCUAAGCUGAGCAGCAGCGACAGAUGCCUGGUCUUAUGGUUUACUCUUUGCGGCUGCAUCCACAUCUUCUUCGAGGGCUACUUCAUCUACAACCACCACCGCAUGGCCUCCAUGACCGACUUCUUUGGCCAGCUGUGGAAAGAAUACGCCCUCUCUGAUUCCCGCUACAUGACAUCCGACCCUUUCGUCUUAUGUAUGGAAUCCUGGACCGCCCUCAUCUGGGGCCCCCUCUCGCUCUUAACCGCCCAUCACAUAACCACCUCUUCCCCGUACCGGCACCCGCUCCAAGCCCUCGUCUCCACGGGCCAUUUCUACGGCGCCUUGCUCUACUAUUGCACCAGCCUCUAUGAAGAUUUCUUCCGAGGGGAGCGGUACUACCGGCCCGAGGGGUAUUAUUUCUGGUUCUACUUUGUCGGUAUGAACGGCGCUUGGAUUGUGAUUCCGUUGGCGUGUUUGCUGGGGAGCAUGAGGGCGGUGGGGAGGGCGUUUGAGGUUCAGGGGGCCAUUGGGCGGGGGUUGGAGGAGGUGGAGAUGAAGAAGAGGUCUCUCACACCUUUCUCAACCUUCCGCACUGGCACGUCCGACGAAGGGCUCGUCCCGCUUGCUUCUCCUGCCCCUCAGGCUCUAAGAGUCCUCGAAAAUGUCACUGCUACCUCCCUCAAUACGGACGGCAUAUGGCUCUCUGCUUCUUCCAUCGACCAAGACAAUGACUCGAUAAAUCAUCGUGUCCCAGAGGAGCUUUCUUCGUCGGCGCAGCCAGCCAUUUACAACGAAACGAUACUGACCAUAUGCGUAUCAAGCAAAGUCUGA